Messenger RNA from Hemicordylus capensis (graceful crag lizard), 1776 nucleotides. RefSeq lists its product as uncharacterized. Lineage: Eukaryota; Metazoa; Chordata; Lepidosauria; Squamata; Cordylidae. Gene Ontology annotation, molecular function: nucleotide binding. The transcript has 15 exons. The coding region runs from base 137 to 1489 and encodes 450 amino acids. The record is from RefSeq and is a predicted model, not a curated record.
GUGGGAAGUUUCGCAUCAAUGAGGCUGCAGGAAGUGGGCGUGGCUACCCGCUGGGCUUUCCCGGGCGGGUAGCAUUUGCUGCUUCAAUCUGAAGGUGAGCAGCAGCAGCUGGAGUAGACGCACGACGGCACGAAGGAUGGGGGCCAUUCACAGCAACAGUGUCCAACGAAAACACAGUCUCCUGCCUAAGGGCCCGGCAGAAGAACCUGGCGCCAUGUCCCGCCAGAUCACCGUUCUGGUUAUUGGAGCCGGCUGCCGUGGAAAGAAUUAUGCCUCGUACGCUCAGUGUUAUCCUGACCGCAUGAAGGUGAUCGGCGUUGCUGACCCUCGUAAAUGUGCCAGGAAGACACUCCAAGAAAAGUUUAUCAUUGACAAGGACAAUGUGUUUGAUGACUGGGAAGCAGCUGCCGAGAGGGAGAAGUUUGCGGAUGCGGUUGUCAUAGCAACCCAGGACCAGCUCCAUAAGGCACCGGCAGUGGCUUUUGCCAAAAAAGGAUAUCACAUCUUGUUGGAGAAGCCCAUGGCGGUGACACCCGAGGACUGUAAGGAGAUUGUUCAGGCCUGUAAAACCGGCAACGUCAUCCUCGCUGUCUGUCAUGUCCUGCGUUACCACCCCAUUUCCCUGAAGAUCAAGGAAGUUCUUGACUCUGGGGUUAUCGGAGAUAUCUGCCACAUCCAGCAUUUGGAGCCUGUUGGAUUCUGGCAUUUUGCACACUCCUUUGUCCGAGGAAACUGGAGGAACGAAGCCGAGAGUUCUUUUUCCUUGCUGGCGAAAUCCUGCCACGAUAUGGACCUCAUUAAUUUUUGGAUGGGUGGCAAAAGGUGCUUGAAAGUAUCCUCUUUUGGCAGUCUCUCCCAUUUCACAAAAGAGCACCAGCCCCAAGGAGCUGCUAGCCGCUGUCUGGACUGUUCAGUCGAGCAAGCAUGUCCGUAUUCUGCUAAGAAGAUUUAUCUGGAGCUAGGAAAGAAGGGUUAUUUUCAUUGGCCCGUAUCGGUUGUGUGCAGUAGUGGUGAGUGCGAUAUAGAGUCUCUGACCAACGCCUUGCGCCAUGGCCCGUACGGAAGGUGCGUUUACGAGUGUGACAAUGAUGUGGUUAGUAACCAGGUUGUAAAUAUGGAGUUUGAAGGAGGAGUGACGGCUGGUUUUACAAUGAUUGCCUUUACAGAGAAGCUGGGUGUGAGGAAAACCACCAUCUAUGGUACAAAGGGAGAACUCUCCUGUGAAGGUGACGGCCCAGUCGUGGUUUUUGAUUUCCUCCAGAGGAAGAAAGUAACCUUUCCCCCUGACACGGCAGCUGCUGUCCCACGAAACCUAGCUGGCCACGGUGGUGCUGACUUCUACCUGAUGAACAGCUUCGUUUCGGCUGUAGCUGAGAACGAUCCGUCCCUUAUUCUGUCAGGAGCAGAAGAAACCUUAAACUCACAUCUCCUUGUGUUUGCAGCAGAGAGAUCAAGAAAGGAAAACCGGGUUGUGCAUUUGGAAACAUGAAAGUGGGAGGUGUCUUCUGUGCCAAUCGGCUUACCACGGCAUUGCUUUAUAAUCAAAGAAAGAACCUGCAGGUUUUCCGGAUCUGUUGCCCAGGGGCUUUUGAUUCCAGAGAAGCUUGCUUAUGUGCUGAAAUGACGGGUUGAGUCUCGCAUCUCAACCACGGGGGCACAUUUUGACAUUUUCGGUGACGAGGUGGUUCACGGUGUGAUACGUGAACCAUGAUCUCCGUCUGUAUGCUUUGCAGGAAUAGAAAAAGAGGCUCAUUAAAGAUUUGCAGUACACCGCGA